Messenger RNA from Lasiosphaeria miniovina, 486 nucleotides. Its product is annotated as ankyrin repeat-containing domain protein. Gene Ontology annotation, molecular function: protein binding. The record is from RefSeq and is a predicted model, not a curated record. Lineage: Eukaryota; Fungi; Ascomycota; Sordariomycetes; Sordariales; Lasiosphaeriaceae. The transcript has a single exon. The annotation marks the transcript as partial.
AUGAGAAAUUCACGCAAUGAGACACCGUUGCUAGUUGCUAGCGCAAACGGCCAUGACAGCGUUGUUCGGGUGUUGCUCAAUAAGAACGUCGAUAUUGAGUCAACAGACGCUUCCAACUCAACGCCACUUCUCCGGGCCGCUACAAACGGACAUGCAAGUGUUGUCGGGAUUUUGCUCGAAAAAGGCGCCAACAUCGAGUCAACAGACGCUUCCAACUCAACGCCACUUCUCCGGGCCGCUACGAACGGACAUGCAAGUGUUGUCGGGAUUUUGCUCGGAAAAGGCGCCAACAUCGAGUCAACAGACGCCUCCAACUCAACGCCACUUCUCCGGGCCGCCAUGAAUGGCCACGAGUCUGUGGUAAGGCUGCUUCUUCAGAGCGGAGCUUGCAUAGACACCAAGGAUAAGGGGAACCAGACGCCGCUGCUAUGGGCCGUCAAGAAUGGCCGCGAAACGAUUGUCAGGCUGCUCCUGGACAACGGAGCU